AAAUCCUAAUAAUAAUACACCAGUAACGCGAAAUAAGUCAGAACACACUCUAGAUUUACUAGUUUUUAUUCUCCGCUUUGACAACUAUUUUUCAAGGGCAUCAUUCGAAGUUACUCGAGAAAAUAACCUCGCAAUGAAGGUCAAGAUCAAGCAAUGGAAUGCAGUUGCAUCAUGGAGGUGGGAUCUUCCGGAAGACGACGUGUGUGGUAUUUGUCAAGUCCAUUUUGAUGGAACUUGCCCAACUUGCAAAUAUCCAGGAGAUGAUUGUAGUCUUUUGUCCGGAAAAUGUGGACACAACUUUCACAUGCACUGUAUCAUGGAGUGGAUAAAGCAAGACUCAGCUAAAGGCCAAUGUCCGAUGUGUCGACAGAAGUUCGAAUGGGGAACAGAGACUGGGAUGCCUCAACAGUCUAUUGAAGAGCAGCAAGACACAAUAGUUGAGGAUCAGUGAUGACAGGAUUUGGGCAAUAUCAUACGUGUUUUGUUUUUAUCUCUUCCGCUUUCUAUACCCUUAUGCCAAUAGUCUUUUAACUUAUGAUGGAGUUUAGUCGGUGAAAGUAAGUGAUCUUCACGCGCUCACCCCUCGCACUAUACAAUUAUCUAAC
Molecule: messenger RNA, 605 nt
Organism: Annulohypoxylon maeteangense
Lineage: Eukaryota; Fungi; Ascomycota; Sordariomycetes; Xylariales; Hypoxylaceae
Product: anaphase-promoting complex subunit 11
Exons: 4
Coding region: 134-451 (105 amino acids)
Biological process (GO): positive regulation of mitotic metaphase/anaphase transition; protein ubiquitination; anaphase-promoting complex-dependent catabolic process
Cellular component (GO): anaphase-promoting complex; nucleus
Molecular function (GO): cullin family protein binding; ubiquitin protein ligase activity; zinc ion binding
Source: RefSeq, a predicted model, not a curated record